Molecule: messenger RNA, 2556 nt
Organism: Phytophthora sojae
Lineage: Eukaryota; Oomycota; Peronosporomycetes; Peronosporales; Peronosporaceae
Exons: 4
Coding region: 1-2556 (851 amino acids)
Biological process (GO): defense response
Cellular component (GO): membrane
Source: RefSeq, a predicted model, not a curated record
AUGACCAUCGACGCUCUGUUCCACAGAGCCCGGCGGCGUCGAGCCCGUCCGACCGGCGCGCGGCUGCCCAUCAAGUCCUCCGCGCUGCUCGCAGCGCUGCUCUUCGCCAUGGACGGCCUCGACGGCAAGACACGCGGCAACCCGUACUGCCACAACUCGGCGUCGUUCCUGGGCGUGGGCAACACCCAGUGCCUGCACGAGAACCUGCGCACGGCCGUGUUCCUGCUGGCGGUGAUCGUCGCCGUGUCCAUCGGCGUGGACCGGCUUAUCCACUACAUCCGCACCGCCAUCAAGUGUCCGCAGCUCCGCAAGAUCGUGAACCGAAUCUUCGAGGAGGUGAUGAUCCUCGGCUUCUUGUCCAUGGUAAUCUUCACGCUCAACACGAGCGGAGCAUUGAAGUCGCUCGCGCUCAACAAUCUCACAGCCUCGGAGCAGCUCCACUUCUACGAGUUCUUCCACUACGUCGUGUUUCUCACCAUGAUCUACUUCAUCAUCAUCGUGCUGCUGCUGCUGUUCAUCGGUACCGUGGUGCCCAAGCUCAUCUGGGAGAUCAAGAAGCACCCGAACGAGCGCCGAGAGAGCAUCAGCGACAUCCACGACGAUACCUACGACCCUCAAUACCCCAGCGUUGGUGGAAGCAUGAGCGACCGUGACGACUGUGGAGGUAGUCGCCGUAUGCGGCACUCCUUCAUCCGAGACGCCUCCUCGUUGGCCCGCGACCUCAACCCGCACAGCUCGGGCAGCAGCUUCAUCGACGAUGGAGAUCGCACUCUUGACACGCCGUCCGACGACUACUACGUCGCGAUGCGCGCCCGCCAACGCUCUGAGGGGGACGGGGUGUACCGCACGAUGGCCAUGAGGACGAGAGCGCUGUCUGGCAUGGACCUCGUCUUGGGAUCGAGGGCGUACAGUUUGCUACUCCAGAGAUACCAGCGCGAAGGCUGGGGCUUCCACUACAACAUUCGCAAGCAGUGGAACCUCUGGAAGAGCUUUGAGAUCCUCGCGUACAAUAUCUGCCAGAACAGGAGCGGAUACAUCUACAAGAACCCGUUCGAGAUGGAGCGGCUAUUUGGUGUCCGACCGUCAGCCCCUGCCCAUGACGAGAACCGGAUGACGUACGCCAAGUACCAUGUACUCUGCAUGCGCAACCUGCUGUUCCACAUGACCAACAUCCAUCCAAGCGGGUUCCUCAUUCUCCUGGUAAUCUGUCUGCUGCCUUCCAUCUUCCCUGAGCAAGAUCACUGGAUCUUCAUCGGCGUGGGAGCUUCGCUGCUGCUCGUGAACGUCGUCAUCUUCUUCAAAGUGCUGAAGAUAUUGCGCGGCAUCGUCGACGAUCGCCUACGGGUCAUUACGAUGAGAGACAUCCAGGCGCGACUUGACAAGGCUCGUCGCAAGAAAGGACCGAUGAAGUUCAAGGUGGCUGCGCUCGCUGUUCGUGCUACGAUCCGAAUGCAGAUGUCAGCGCUUUGCCACCGACAACUACACCACCACGAUGAUCGGUUCUGGUUCAACAGUCCGAAGCUGCUGCUGCGAAUGUUUCAAUUUGCCACCAUCGGACAAGCCUUCUACCUGGUGUGGCUCUCGCUCGUGGAGAUUAGCAGCCUCACGAAUGCUUCGUCUUCAAAUGGUGGUGGAUCAGCUCUCCUGGCAGUUAUGGUGAUCUUCCCAGCGCUGUCACUCAUCGUAAUCACACCACUCACGAUGCCAAGCCUUGUCUUGGUCAUGAGUCUCACCGGCAUUUUCGUGGAUCUCAACGUGAGCAACGUCGAAGAGGGAGUGAAGCACCACAACGUAACUCAAGAAGAGGUGAAGACGCACAUGCGAAUCAUGCGUCGUUCGUUCCUGAAGAGCCACUACUCGGAAGGAGCGGGAUAUCAACCACCACCUGCGACGCUGCCACUUGGUCCUGCUGCUCCAGACGAUCUACCCGACCCAAUUCCCGAUCAGCGAGACUCCGUGGCGUCACCGACGAGUGUAUUCCUUCGCAUCUACGACUCCCCAGCAGCUGCCGUCAACGCUAGACGCAGUGGAUCUCUGUUCUUUCCGCCAAACAAUAACCACUCGAUCGGCCGCAACAACUCGCUGGGUCGCAAUAAUUCGCUAGGUCGCAACAACCCUCUCAGUCGGUGGAGAGGCCACAGCAAAUCUGUUGGAAACAUUGGAAGUACGUCGGAUUCUCAGGAUGACGGUGGGUAUGGCAGCUCUCGGCGUGCUUUCAAUCUCGCGGCAUUCCAAUCCAUGGGUGGAGUUCUUCCUGCGACUCCUUCGGGUGCCACGGCGAACAACAUCGAUAACCAAGCAGCUCAAUCAGCGUCAUCGUUCAGCAGCAGCGCUGGCAGUAUGUGCAGAAGCCCUCGACCCUCUCGAAUGGAGAUCAAUACUCCUGGACCCACAAUGAACUGGAGCCAAGCCAACGUGGAUCCAAAUGUGGAUAUCGGCAACAACAACGCCGACGCGGACAUUGAGCAGGAAAACGACCAGGAACAGAUUCCAAGCCCUGUGUCUGCAACCUUCAAGAGCUACUGCUCUAAAUAUGGCGGUUACCCGGACUUGUAA